Eimeria necatrix is the source of this 588-nucleotide messenger RNA. RefSeq lists its product as hypothetical. The transcript has a single exon. Bases 1 to 588 code for a protein of 195 amino acids. NCBI's taxonomy places the organism in Eukaryota, Apicomplexa, Conoidasida, Eucoccidiorida, Eimeriidae. The record is from RefSeq and is a predicted model, not a curated record.
AUGCAAAAAGGUCCCAAAAAUACGAAGAUUUCGCGCAGGGACGCCAGAGGCAGCAGCAGCUCGCGCAGCAGCAGCAGCAGCAAGUGCCAAGUGCGCAGCAGCAGCAGCAAGCAAGCGCAGCAGCCGCAGCAGCAAAUGCGAAAUACGCAGCAGCAGCAAAUGCGAAAUAAGCAGCAGCAGCAGCAGCAAAUGCGAAAUACGCAGCAGCAGCAGCGAGUGCAAAAUACGCAGCAGCAGCAGCAGCAAAUGCGAAAUGCGCACCAGCAGCAGCAAAUGCAAAAUAACCAGCAGCAGCAGCAACGAGUGCACAAUACGCAGCAGCAGCAGCAAAUGCGAAAUCAGCAGCAGCAGCAGCAAAUGCAAAAUAACCAGCAGCAGCAGCGAGUGCAAAGUACGCAGCAGCAGCAAGUGCAGAAUAACCAGCAGCAGCAGCAAAUGCAAAAUGCGCAGCAGCAACGAGUGCAAAAUACGCAGCAGCAGCAGCAGCAAAUGCCAAAUACGCAGCAGCAGCAGCAGAGAGUGCAAAAUGACCAGCAGCAGCAGCAAAAUGAGAAAUACGCAGCAGCAGCAGCAGCAAGUGCAAAAUAA